AUGUCUCAAAGCCAGCAGAUCCCUUCAUUCGGUCCUUGCAGAACUUGCAAGACCGGUACCUACAUCGAGCCCGUAGCUGAAUGUGGUCGCUGCAGCUACCUAUCCUUCUUUGGCAACAGUGCUGAAGCAACUCAGGUGGCUAAGGGCAUCAAGUUGUGCAUGAGAGAUGGUCAGGUCUGUGUCAACGGACACAACAAAUGUGCCGAUUGUCUGUAUGGCCGGGUUCAAGAGGAAGCGGUCGCUACUCGAGAUGGUUACCGAGCUGAAGCCAAUGCCAUCCGGCUUCGACAGGAAGAGGCACCUUCCUCGUCUGCAAUCGGCUAUCUCUCUCGAAAGGUCUUGAAGGGUCAUCUACACCACCUCAAUGUGCCUCGCGAGACUCUGAUGCGUGACCUCUUGGCAAAGAUGGUCUCGAUGGUUCAAGCCAGAUACUGGGAUAUGCCACAAGAAGGCAGACCGGCAGGGUUGAUCAACUUGCACGACCCGGACCUGAAGCAGGUUGCCACGCUGUACUUUGCCAACAAGCAAAGAUUGAUCAAUGAAGAUGAGAUGGAUAAGGACAUUGGGGCUUUCCACAAAUGGGCUAGAACAUCUCAACUGCUGCAUGGAAAAGACACGAUGCCAAAUGCCUCAACCCUCAGUCUCAUUCUUGAGAUCCGUGCCGACCUGGUUGAACCCCUAGAGAUGGAUGACCUUGAUGUUGGGCCUGUCGGCAAGGCUAUCAGGUCAUCUAGCAUAUCUGGAUACGGUGGAGUAGGCAAGGCAGCAGGAGGAGCUACAACCACUGCUCCUAGGAAGCGGUAUAUCUCCAAGCUACCCCCACCACAAGGAACUUCAAGCCCCCCCUUCACCACCGGCAAGGAUAGUAUCCUUGUGUACCAACGGAACCCUUCUUGGGAUGAAGGUUAUGGUGCCAUCGAGUGGGAAGAGCCAGCAAACCAUGGUGUCCUCUGGCUUGAUACCACCUCCUUUGCCCAAGGCACCGUCAAGGCCUGCUUCAAGGCAAUGUAUGUGCCAUCAGAAGAGGCUGAGUCGGAUGGAUCAUCAGCAUAUGAUGGACCACUACCCACUCAACUGAUGGUAGCCAAAGAGAUCAAGGAGGCCGUGUUGCCUGAGACCCGAUCAUUCUAUGCCAAUAACAACAUCGUCUCGAUCGGGGAUUGA
This is a messenger RNA of Filobasidium floriforme, 1164 nucleotides long. RefSeq lists its product as uncharacterized. The transcript has 6 exons. The coding region runs from base 1 to 1164 and encodes 387 amino acids. NCBI's taxonomy places the organism in Eukaryota, Fungi, Basidiomycota, Tremellomycetes, Filobasidiales, Filobasidiaceae. The record is from RefSeq and is a predicted model, not a curated record.